This is a messenger RNA of Boeremia exigua, 1012 nucleotides long. RefSeq lists its product as uncharacterized. The coding region runs from base 305 to 904 and encodes 199 amino acids. The transcript has a single exon. The record is from RefSeq and is a predicted model, not a curated record. Lineage: Eukaryota; Fungi; Ascomycota; Dothideomycetes; Pleosporales; Didymellaceae.
CUAGGAGAUCACGAAAAGGAGAGUGUUUGUCAGCGCCUACAUUGUCCCCAAUGAUUGAGGCGGUGAACUUUGACCGGAACAGUGGUCUGUCUGCGAACAAAGAAACCUCCAUCUGUGCAGCGCGGCGGCUUUGUGCGCACCCCGUGCCUUUCACCAUGGCAAAACAUGGCAAGACAAUGAGGCAUUCACCGUGAGCGGACACCAUGGCUCGUGACUGUGCGGAGGUGAAUGCUACACAUGUGGUGCUCAUCUGACUCCCAUCAACAACCUCUUCUCUUCUCCUACUCACAUAUUCGAUCGCAUCAUGACAAAAUCACCAGUACCCGCGAACUCCAUGGAGACUGCUCUGUUGGCUUCGCACGCGCUGAUAGCUGCACCAACAAAGCUUCGAGAACGACCGCAAACCCCGCCACCGACCUGCGACUCGUUUUCGUCUUGCGCGACAGAGAUAUCACCGCGAGCCCCAGUCACGCCAACAUCACGUCGACCAUUGACACCGACAACACCAUGCGCGCCGCGGAAAUGGUCGUUCUUCGAGCCCUCGACGCCACAGAAGCGUACGCGCAGAACACCCUCAACUGCAGACAGCUCGCCUGGCACACCAUCCAGGCCCCGUCGCAAUCGCAGGAAGACAGUCAUGCCCCUGGACAAAACAAUCUGCAUCCCCAUGUGCAUCCUCAGAGCGCAGAAAGACGACACAAGCGCGCUGCUGAGACCUGCACCGAGGCCGAGCGAUCAGGUGAGGAGGCUGGUGGACUUGAGUGUUGGGAAGACAAUUGAGAAGCUGCGCGCGCCUGGAGCGACUGGCAUUUUGGAUGCGGCUGUUCAGACGCCAUGGAGCCAACGCGGAGGAGCAACGACUGGCUCACCGACAAAGCCGGCACGUAGAGUGAAGAAGACUUAGGCGGCGGACUUGAUGCGCAAGUGAGGGCGCUGCGAGAUUAGCAUAGAAUAUAACAUAAUCUCAAGCAGUAUCAAGCGAUGCUACGUCUUGAUAAGUGUGAUCAGCCAC